AUGUCUCUGGCGAAAGCCCUACAUGCCGUUGUCCUGUUGUCCAAUGUCGCAGAUGGAGCAGCUAUGAAAAUCCCUAGAUCCUCUCCUGUAGCUCAGAAGCUCACAAACCCCCACCACGGCCCUGUACCAGGAGAAAGUCCUCUUUACAGUACGUAUCGAGGGAAAUCGCCGCCAUUUCCGGCCAACGUCACGGAUCCAAUUCUGCCAACCAGAAAAGGCAAGCCAGGCGUGGAUGAUAUGAUCUGGCAAAAUCUCCUCUCCGCCGAAUGGGCUAUUUUUUCAUUCUACCAGCAAGGAGAGAUCCGUGAUAAUGAGGCUGGCCACCUGCGUAUCUUCCAAGAUCAGAUUUCGGACACGUCGUUGAAGCCUGGAUCUUGCAAGUACCAGUACCCGUUCAAUGAUCCAGAGUCAUUUUUAGUGCUGUCCACUUUCAUCGAGAUCGCCAGUAUGACUUUCCUCACUGGCCUUGUCCAGAUGGCCAAGCUUCCAACCUCACAAGGCGCCAUGACGGCUAUCGCAGCGGUCGAAACACGACACGAAGUAUGGUCUCUGAUGGACAUUUGGAACGUUAAUCCUUUCUCUGGACCAUCGGACACCGUCUUCCCAUACGCCAACCAGAUCCUAGACUUGACCAAUGGUUUCGUCAUUAAAGGGAGCUGCCCCAAAGAGAAUCCAAUCUACCCUAACCCACGUCAAGGUCUUCCAUCACUCAACAUAAGCCCUGUGCAUAAGACAGUCACACCUGGAAGCACCAUUACCUUCAAGUUCACGGAUAACGACAAAUUGCCAAAAUUCGAAAAGUAUCAUCAAUACUACACGACCUUUUUUCACGGACCGUGGAUCAUAGCGAUCCCAAUCGACAUGAGAGAUUGGCCCCAGAAAAAUAUAAUUGAUGUGAAGAUUCCGGAGGCUUUCGAGAGUAGAGGAAUCAUAAUCGCUGUUGUGACGGAUACUGUUGGAGCACCGACAAAGGAUACGGUACUAGCAGGCCCUGCUAUUCUUCUUCAGCAGCCAGCCGAGCUUGGAGCCAAAGUCGCCGACAUCGUUUGA
Fusarium subglutinans is the source of this 1050-nucleotide messenger RNA. RefSeq names its product stress response rds1p. The transcript has 2 exons. The coding region runs from base 1 to 1050 and encodes 349 amino acids. The record is from RefSeq and is a predicted model, not a curated record. Lineage: Eukaryota; Fungi; Ascomycota; Sordariomycetes; Hypocreales; Nectriaceae.